Messenger RNA from Lepisosteus oculatus (spotted gar), 1729 nucleotides. It is a transcript of the gene dpp7, whose product is annotated as dipeptidyl-peptidase 7. Gene Ontology annotation, cellular component: vesicle. Gene Ontology annotation, molecular function: dipeptidyl-peptidase activity; serine-type exopeptidase activity. NCBI's taxonomy places the organism in Eukaryota, Metazoa, Chordata, Actinopteri, Semionotiformes, Lepisosteidae. The record is from RefSeq and is a predicted model, not a curated record. Gene Ontology annotation, biological process: proteolysis.
AAUCAUGUGACCGCUGGUCCACCGCCAAGAAGUUAUUUAGUAAGUCGUGCUUAAGAUCGCUCGUCUUACCGUGAAGAAUGACGACUCGCCCGGCCGGCGUCGUGCUCCUGUUUUUGUUCUGUUUAAAUGGGGAAACGCACGCCUUCUCUGCGCUCAGGGAGCUGUCAGGGGCUGUGCUAACGGACGGCUGUCCGGACGGGGCCGGACACGGGGCGCGAACGGGAGAGACGCGAGGAGUCCAGCCGCCCCAGCUCAGAGAGAAGUAUUUCCAGCAGACGCUGGACCACUUCAACUUCAACAGCUACGGCAACGGCACCUUCCUGCAGCGCUACCUGAUCGCAGAUCAGUACUGGGACAAAGGUUUCGGACCUAUCUUUUUCUACACUGGCAAUGAAGGGGACAUCUGGGAUUUUGCUCGGAACUCCGGAUUUAUCAUGGAACUGGCCGCUGAACAGCGGGCACUGGCUAUAUUCGCAGAGCACAGAUACUACGGCAAAUCGCUUCCGUUCGGCGAGCAGUCGUUCACGACCCCCAGGGUCGGGCUGCUGACCGCGGAGCAGGCCCUGGCGGACUACGCGCUGCUGAUCGCGGAGCUGCGGGGGCAGCUGGGCGCCACGGCCUGCCCCGUCAUCGCCUUCGGGGGGAGCUACGGAGGGAUGCUGAGUGCCUACAUGAGGCUCAGGUACCCCAACAUAGUGGCAGGUGCUCUGGCUGCCAGCGCCCCAGUUCUUUCUACAGCUGGCCUGGGAGACCCAAAGCAGUUUUUCCGCGACGUGACCUCGGAUUUUGAGCGAUACCGUCCCGCCUGUAAAGACACCGUGAGAAAAGCUUUCCGGAGCCUUAUCGAUCUGUCUCGGGCCCAAGAUUACUGGAGGAUCAAGGAAGAGUUCUCUCUCUGCAAGACCCCUUCCUCCGAGAAGGAUAUGCGCCAGAUGUUUGGGUUCCUGAGGAACGCCUUCACUUUAAUGGCCAUGCUGGACUACCCCUACAGUACUCACUUCAUGGGCGACCUCCCUGCGAACCCGGUGAAGGUCGCCUGCGACACCAUGCUCAACGGGACCGACCCGCUGAGGGCGCUCCGAGACACGGUGGGUAUUGUCUAUAAUUCCACCGGUGAGCUGCGCUGCUACGAUCUCUACACCCUGUACGUCGAGUGCGCCGAUCCGACGGGCUGCGGGCUCGGCUCCAACAGCCUGGCGUGGGAUUACCAGGCGUGUACGGAAAUAGAGCUCUGCUACGAAAGCAACGACGUGACGGACAUGUUCCCCGAGAUGCCGUUCACCGAGCAGGACCGGGAGAGGUACUGUAAGGACAAGUGGGGGGUGGUUCCCAGGCCCGGCUGGCUGAGGACGCAGUUCUGGGGCGACGCUCUCGCCUCCGCCAGCAACAUCAUAUUCUCCAACGGCGAUCUGGACCCCUGGGCCAAUGGAGGAAUCAGAAACUCCCUCAGUCCUACCCUGAUUGCCAUUAACAUUACUGACGGGGCUCACCACUUCGAUUUAAGAGGUUCUGAUGCCGCAGAUCCUGUUUCUGUGAGAGAGGCCCGGAGGACAGAGGCCGAGAUCAUUGCGGAGUGGGUGAAAACCGAAAGGAUGAAAGAGUUUCUUGGACCUGGGCACAAAACCUCUAUGCACUGCAAGUACUGUUUUGGCAAAAACUAAAAAUGACCAUGUAAAAAAAACUUUAAGAACUGGAGACCAUGUAUGGGGGUGGUGGUGGUGGUGGAGGA